Metarhizium robertsii ARSEF 23 is the source of this 2694-nucleotide messenger RNA. RefSeq names its product von Willebrand domain containing protein. Lineage: Eukaryota; Fungi; Ascomycota; Sordariomycetes; Hypocreales; Clavicipitaceae. The transcript has a single exon. The coding region runs from base 1 to 2694 and encodes 897 amino acids. The record is from RefSeq and is a predicted model, not a curated record.
AUGUCAGACCAAUCCAUGCUGUGUGGCUGCGUCGUCGUUGCCGACAAGACGCAGCGCUACCUCGCUCUCGCGGCUACAUCUGCCCACACAACCAUUCUUUCCACCACGUCUCGCACACGUCUCACCCAGACCUAUGUCAACAACACAGGCUCUAUAGUCAAAGAAGCACGGUACAUGUUUCCAAUGUACGAUGGCGUGUCGGUCGUCGAGUUCACGUGCACCAUCGGGCCAAGAGUCAUCAGGGGCGUCGUCCGCGAACGCCAAGAAGCAAAACGCAUCUUUGACAGGGCCACGGCACGGGGCGAAGCCGCAGGCUUGCUGGAACAGAGUCUCUCGGCGUCGGAUGUCUUCAUCGCAAAGUUGGGCAAUGUGCCUGCCGGUGAAGAUGUCAAGGUGGACGUGACGUAUCUCGGGGAACUGGAGCAUGACGCUGAGAUUGACGGGCUGCGGUUUACCAUCCCAACGGCUGUUGCGCCGCGGUACGGGUAUCACGCAUAUCGAGACCUUGUUUCGGCGCCCGAGGUCAGAGUCCAGGGGAAAAUCGCCGUCACGGUCGACAUUGAUCUGGGACCGGGGUGUAUUGUCAAGUCGGUCCAGUCGCCUUCGCAUCCCAUCUCUGUCAGUAUCGGCACCAUGAGCGCGAGUGUGUCGCAACAUCCGUCGCCUCAGAUGGCGUCUGCAUCGCUGUCCCUCGGUUCCGCAGAGCUCGAAAAGGACUUUACCCUCCAGGUCGUGGCGACGGGACUCGGCGCGCCGGCCGCUCUGCUCGAAAUCCAUCCUACCAAGGCUCACCACCGUACCAUCAUGGCCUCCCUCGUCCCCAGAUUCAACCUACCUGUGGAAAAGCCAGAAAUAGUCUUCAUAUGUGACCGCAGUGGCAGCAUGGCUGGAGGCAAAACGAUGCCUAAUCUCAUCUCGGCACUCAACAUCUUUCUCAAGUCCCUGCCAGUCGGGGUUCGGUUCAAUAUUUGCAGCUUCGGGUGGGAGUGCACUUUUCUCUGGCCGAAAUCCGUCGAGUACACCCAGGAUACUCUGAACGAGGCUGUCCGCCAUGUUGCGACCUUCAAAGCCGAUUACGGCGGCACCGAGAUGCUUGCGCCUGUGCGGAAAACAUUUAAGAAGAGAAUUCAAGAAUCCAACCUUGAAGUAUUCCUCUUAACGGACGGAGAGAUAUGGGACCAGGACAGACUGUUCCACCUCAUCAACCACGAAGUGGCUGCAAGCAAGGGAGCCAUUCGUGUGUUUACCCUUGGCAUCGGCUGGGGCGUGAGCCAUUCGCUGAUCAACGGCGCUGCGAGGGCUGGCAAUGGCUUCGCCCAAGUUGCCGGAGAAGACGAGAAGAUUGACAAGAAGAUUGUUCGAAUGCUCAAGGGAGCACUCACGCCGCAUGUUUCGGACUACACCCUGGAAAUCAAGUACGACAAGUCCGAGCAAGACACUGCCCCCGACAGUGACACCGAAGCAGAUGAGUUUGAACUGGUUGAAAAGGUUGUCGAUUCGUUGACAAUUGAUGAUGCCGAGGAAGAAGCCGAAGAGCCCGGGUCUAAGGAAGCCAAGCCUCCAACUUCGCUCUUUGACCCCAGUGUCAAGAAUGAAGAUCUCGAGACCAAGGACGCCUCUGAAGAACUCGACGCACUCGAGACGAACCUGCCGCCGGUCGACGCUCCAAAAUACCUGCAGACGCCAUCGCCCAUCCCGGCGCUCUUCCCAUUCAACCGCACGACAGUGUACAUCAUGCUGUCUGACGAAACGCCUGCGCGAGAGCCAAAAUCCGUCGUGGUAAGGGGUACGUCUCGCCACGGACCGCUCCAGCUCGAAAUCCCAAUCACGAAGCUCGGCCAAACUUCCACGACGCUGCACCAGCUGGCGGCCAGAAAGGCAGUCCAAGAGCUUGAACAAGGCCAAGGUUGGCUCCGUCACGCCAAGGAUGCCCAGGGCCAGCCGCUUCGGGAGAAAUGGCCCAGCAAGUUCCCUCAGGUCGUCAAGAGAGAGGCUGUUAGGCUGGGCGUAGAGCACCAGAUUGCCGGAAAGUGGUGCUCAUUCGUGGCCACAUCGUCAGAUGCCAACGAGGAACAGGAGACUGGUGACGAUUCUCCCGUGGCACUCGACGAGGCGGACGAGGCUGGUGAUGAUUCUUGUGCGUCACUCGACGAGGCGGACGAGCUCAGCGACGACGAUGGCGUUUCGUAUAAGAGCCCGGUUGGGCGUGGCCGUCCAAUGGCGACAAAGGCAUACAGAAUAGCGACAGGGCCUGUAGAGUAUGACGACGACGAGGAAGAAGAAGAAGAGGAAGAUGCAGAAGAGGAGGAGGAGGAGGAGGAUAAUGUUGGAGUUGCCCAGGCCGAGCCUGACGCCUUGUCCCUCUUGGCAAAUCUCCAAACAUAUGUCGGCAGCUGGGAAUGGAGCCUACAGCUCGAGAAUGUACUUGGCAUCACCAAGGCCGAAGCUGUGAGCGCCAUCCAAUUCCCCAUACCGGCGGACGUGGAGGAUGUUCUGGCCACGCUAUGCGCCAUCGCCCACCUCCAGAAGAAGAUGGCUGCUGACAAGGAAUCGUGGGAGUUGAUGGUGGACAAGGCAUGUAGCUGGGUGGAGGACCAAGUCGGUCGGAUGGAAGAGGAGCUAGAGCUGUUGGGCUACAAUGGGCCAGUUGCUUGGAUGAGAAUCUUGAUGGCACUUUCGGUUCCCCCGUACUGA